Solea solea (common sole) is the source of this 687-nucleotide messenger RNA. Its product is annotated as histone H2A-like. The record is from RefSeq and is a predicted model, not a curated record. Gene Ontology annotation, molecular function: structural constituent of chromatin; DNA binding; protein heterodimerization activity. Bases 107 to 493 code for a protein of 128 amino acids. Lineage: Eukaryota; Metazoa; Chordata; Actinopteri; Pleuronectiformes; Soleidae. Gene Ontology annotation, cellular component: nucleosome. The transcript has a single exon.
GGUCUGGCAGGAGUCUCCGCGCUUUCGUGGACAUAUAAAGGAGGGUUUGCGCUGUUUGAGUCACACUUUCUCUGAGUUUGUCAGAAAAAUCUAGUAAAAAUUAACCAUGUCAGGAAGAGGCAAAACCGGCGGAAAAACCCGCGCUAAGGCAAAGACCCGCUCCUCUCGUGCCGGACUCCAGUUCCCCGUCGGUCGUGUUCACAGGCUGCUGCGCAAAGGCAACUACGCUCACCGUGUGGGUGCCGGCGCCCCCGUCUACCUGGCCGCUGUGCUCGAGUACCUGACCGCUGAGAUCCUGGAGCUGGCUGGAAACGCCGCCCGCGACAACAAGAAGAGCCGUAUCAUCCCCCGCCACCUGCAGCUGGCCGUCCGCAACGACGAGGAGCUCAACAAACUCCUGGGCGGAGUGACCAUCGCUCAGGGCGGCGUGCUGCCCAACAUCCAGGCUGUUCUUCUGCCCAAGAAGACCGAGAAGCCCGCCAAGUCCAAGUAAACUACAACAACUCCUCAAGCAAACAAACAAAAGGCUCUUUUAAGAGCCACACACUCACUCUGAGAAACUGCUCAUCCUUCUCUUUAAAAUACAGUAAAACCUUAACUAUAUCUCACGUUUCACUGUUAAUUUGCGCGAUUUGCUCAGUCAUAAAUCAUCUAAAGUACAAUACAAAUGUGCACUCAAUAUAAUAA